This is a messenger RNA of Lithohypha guttulata, 636 nucleotides long. RefSeq lists its product as uncharacterized. The transcript is spliced from 2 exons. Lineage: Eukaryota; Fungi; Ascomycota; Eurotiomycetes; Chaetothyriales; Trichomeriaceae. The coding region runs from base 1 to 636 and encodes 211 amino acids. The record is from RefSeq and is a predicted model, not a curated record.
AUGUUGUUGAAAGGUUUCGAGAGCACUAGCCACCCAGACGAGAUGAUGCUGUCGAAUCUUGAUGCUUUCAUCCUUAGGAACUCUAGGGAAAGUGAAGUGGUAAAUAUCACCCACGCUUCCCCAGGUCAGGAGGAGAGCGACCCUGUCCUCCAACAGCUCGAGGCACUCGCCAAUAGAUUGGAAACCAUCAUAGCAAAGAUGCCCGAGGCCAUCAGAGCAGCUAACAGAGAAGCCAUAGAGAAGGAGGCUAAGCUCAGCGAUGUCCUUACUGGGACGGUAAAAUUCGAGAAAGAUGGCCAGACACAACUCGUCGUCGAAAACGUGCCCUUGCUCAACUCUGUGUCCAAGGCAGAUUGCUUGGCUUGGUAUCUCAAGCUUCAGCCCUUUUUAAAGGCGAUCCAGGUCUUCCCUGUGCAGGAUCAGAUCACCUAUAUCGGAGAAACCAUUGAGGAGUCUUUGGAUGAUGAUGACGACGAUGAUGGCGAUGGAGAUAUUGGAAUCGACGAGGAGAGGUACUGCCGCAUCAAUGGGAUGCCUACACGCGCUCAUCCCUCAAACCAGCCCUUCAAUUCUGUGAAAGAGUUGCUCACUUAUGUCACCAAAGACUGCUAUGGUCUUCACAUCGAGAUCGAUUAA